Messenger RNA from Marasmius oreades (fairy-ring Marasmius), 1375 nucleotides. RefSeq lists its product as uncharacterized. The record is from RefSeq and is a predicted model, not a curated record. NCBI's taxonomy places the organism in Eukaryota, Fungi, Basidiomycota, Agaricomycetes, Agaricales, Marasmiaceae. Gene Ontology annotation, cellular component: mitochondrion. The transcript is spliced from 10 exons. Bases 33 to 1310 code for a protein of 425 amino acids. Gene Ontology annotation, molecular function: flavin adenine dinucleotide binding; acyl-CoA dehydrogenase activity.
CCAAGUUCCAUCCGUUUUUCUCUUCAACCAUCAUGUUCAGAUCAAUAAUUUCUCGCUCGUCUCGUUGCUUUAAGGCAAAUAUGUUAAGGACGAAUGUUACCAGUCUUCGUAGAGCAUUCACCACAACAAGACACCGUGCAUCGGAAGAUGCUCCGCGUCUGAACUCUCUCGAUGCAUUGACUGAGGAAGAGGAAAUGAUUCGGGAGACAGUACGACGCUUCGCAACCGACGUUGUUCAGCCCAAGGUUCGAGAGAUGGAUGAAAACGAGCUAAUGAAUUCAGAAAUCAUAAAAGGGCUCUUCGAACAGGGUUUGAUGGGAAUCGAAACUUCCAGUGCUCAUGGCGGAUCGGAGUCUUCGUUCACUUCUGCUAUCAUCGCGAUUGAAGAGUUAGCCAAGGUCGACCCAUCUGUUUCCGUCCUGUGUGAUGUUCAUAAUACGUUGGUCAAUACCGUCAUACGCAAGUACGGGACUCAAACACAGCAAGACAGGUGGUUACCUCAACUGGCCACGGAGAAGCUAGGAUCUUUCUGUCUCUCGGAGCCGGCGUCGGGAUCAGAUGCUUUCGCACUUCAAACCAAAGCGCAGAAAGCCGGGGAUGACUACGUCUUGAACGGAACGAAGAUGUGGAUUACUAAUUCUUAUGAGGCGGACAUAUUCCUCAUCUUUGCCAACGUCGACCUUUCAAAAGGCUAUAAAGGCAUUACAUGCUUCAUCGCCACGAAAGAUAUGGGCAUACAAAUUGCGAAGAAGGAGCAGAAACUCGGUAUCAGGGCAUCCUCAACAUGUACAUUGAGCUUUGACGACUUCAAGGUACCCGCAGAGAAUGUCAUUGGAGGUGUUGGCCAAGGAUAUAAGAUUGCGAUAGAAAUUCUCAACGAAGGACGCAUCGGUAUUGCCGCACAGAUGAUCGGCCUCGCACAAGGCGCCUUCAACCUCGCUGUACCAUACACGUAUACUCGUUCUCAGUUUGGACAACCCAUCGGUACAUUCCAAGGCAUGGCAUUCCAAUUCGCGGAAGCCGCCACACAAAUCGAAACAGCACGGUUAUUGACAUAUAAUGCCGCUAGGAGAAAGGAGAACGGGUUGAGUUUUGCUAAGGAAGCGGCGAUGGCCAAAUGGUGGUCUAGUCUCGUUGCUCAGAAGGUCAGUGGGGAUGCGAUUGAAUGGAUGGGUGGACUUGGUUUCACGAGGGAGACUGGUGUAGAGAAGUUUUGGCGAGAUUCAAAGAUCGGUGCGAUAUACGAGGGAACGUCAAAUAUUCAAUUACAAACUAUCGCAAAAUUUAUUCAAAAAGAGCACUCGCAGUGAAAAUUAAUUGUUUUUCCACUAGCACUACACUGGAUACUACUUCUUUACUAAUCACAGAAUUAAAG